AAAUAGUACAGAUAAUGCUUUUUUAUAUAUGCAUUGCGUUAAUGGCGGCGACGAGUGUAAAGUGUCAAAUGAGUCCAAGUGAAAAUUAUACACAUUCUGCAACGCUGCGAUCUGGGAAUAUCUUAUUGUAUUGGAAAUUUGAUGACAUCUAUAUUACUUUCGAAGUGAUUGGACAUACAACGGGAUGGGUUGGAAUCGGAUUUUCUCCAAACGGAGCUAUGACAGCAUCUGAUAUUAUUGUAGGAUGGGUAAAAAGUGGAAUCCCUACAGUGACGGACAGACACGGAGGCUCAUCUAACAUUUACCCACCUCUUGAUCCUGAACAAAAUAUUGAAGUACUGGGAGGUGCAGAAUCGAAUGGGUGGACAAUGUACAAAUUUUCACGUCAGAUUGCUGCGUGCGAGAGUAAUUACGAUAGAGAAAUCACGUCAAACACGGAAAAAUUAAUUUGGGCGUAUGGAGACACUGAUCCAACAGGAGACGAUCUUGCCUCAGGUGAUUACCAUGGAACCAAAAGAGGGGUUGAAAGCAUGUAUUUUCUGCAAUCUUCCGGAGCUCCAACCGGACUUCCAGUCGGGCCUGAGUAUAACACAUUUGAAGUUCGUGCAUCAGAAUUUACCAUCCCAUCAGAAGAUACAUAUUACAAUUGCAAACUUUUCAAGCUUCCGGACUUUGGUGGGAAACAACAUGUUGUUAAGUGGGAACCGAUCAUCCAAACUGGAAAUGAACUUUACGUACAUCACAUGAUUGUUUACACUUGUGGAGACAUACAGGCGAACGAAACAGAAUUGGAACAAAACACCCGUUGUUACACAUCAAAUAUGGCUCUUCUUUCCACUUGCACGGUUAUCAUUCUCGAAUGGGCAGUUGGAGCAGAAGAAAUGAUAUACCCAGAAGAAGCUGGACUAUCUGUGGGCGGACCGGGAGAUCCAAAGUACGUACAGUUGGAAACACACUACGAUAAUCCGAAUGUGGAUUCUGGAGUACUUGACAGUUCUGGAAUCCGAUUUACUUACACUUCAACAUUGAGAAAAUAUGAAAUUGGCGUCAUUCAAAUUGGAACUCUUACUAAUGGUCUUCAGCAUUUCAUUCCUCCGGGCGCCGAAAGUUUCAAUAGCAUGGGGCAUUGCACAGACGCAUGCAUCACAAAUAGAAUGGCGGCAUCUGGUCUGAACAACGUUACUGUGUUUAGUGUUGUUCUGCAUUCUCAUCUUGUUGGGAAAAAAUUAAGACUGAGACACAUGAGAGAUGGCGUUGAACUUCCGUACUUAGGCAAUGAUGAGAAUUACGAUUUCAAUUAUCAAGAAGCACGAUACUUCAAUCCAGGAGUUAUCAUGAAAAAUACUGACUAUUUCCAAAUGGAGUGUGAUUAUAACACUAAGUCUCGAACUGUGAUGACGGAGGGAGGAUAUGCUACUAUGGAGGAGAUGUGUAUGGCGUUUGUUUCAUACUAUCCAAAAUUUGAUUUAACUGCCUGUCAAUCAUCUGUCCCUCAACACAUUUCGUGGUCAUACUUCGGACUUAAUGAAAAACACAUACAACAAAAAGACAACACUGCCGGAGAUCAUCUUUCUCAUUACAUCUUGACUGGACCAGAGGAGGUUGCCGGAAAGACGAUUUUGGAAUACAUGAGCGAGCUCGACUGGAAUCAGCAAAAUAUCACAAACUUUGAAAGUUUUUAUAAUUCAGCACCGCACUGGACGUUGUGUCUUCCAGAAAACCGAAGUCAAAUAGUCGUAUCGGAGCUCGGUCCGUUCAAUAUAACAACUCCAUACAUCCCUCCAGCUAAAGAAUGUCUGGUUGCUACAACAAGCCAAACGACAACUAGCCAUGGCCAUGCAGUCAAAUCGUCUCGUGUUAUCAUUCUAAUAUGGUUGUUUUUUCUUCAGCUAUUCUCUGGCUGAAAAAACAUGACAUCCGGAAAUAUUCAUUUUUUAGAAAAAUAAUUUUCGCAUUUUAUGCCUAAUUAAGAAAAUACAAUUUACUUAUAUACAUGCAUAUAUUAAGAAACAUUUAGGUUACUCGGAUAAAAAAUUGCUUAGAUUUCUGUAAAGCAGAAAUAUAUGAAUUAAGAUGAAGAAGAAAUACGUGACUUGAUUGUAUUGUUAUAAUAUCAUAUUGUUAUAUUACUAUAAUUUUUCAUCUGCGCAUAAAUUUAUAAGAAGUUAUUUUCUAUGUUGUGCAUGUUCAAAUAGUCAUUACAGAAAAUAUCACAACAAUGAACCAAAUUGGUCCACAACUGUUAUGAAAAGUCAUCAUGUUAGGUCGAUGGUCACUUAGUUAGAUGACCUCCACGCUCAGAGAUAUGUACUGUGUUGACAUGAUGUGUGGUUGUGUCGUAGUAUUCUGCUUCUGUGAUAGGAUGUUGUAGUUGUUUUCUAAUCUGGUAGUUUCAGUUGAUUAAAAGUCAUCCGUAAUAAAUGCUUGCUGA
Molecule: messenger RNA, 2431 nt
Organism: Styela clava
Lineage: Eukaryota; Metazoa; Chordata; Ascidiacea; Stolidobranchia; Styelidae
Product: DBH-like monooxygenase protein 1 homolog
Biological process (GO): octopamine biosynthetic process; norepinephrine biosynthetic process; dopamine catabolic process
Cellular component (GO): secretory granule membrane
Molecular function (GO): dopamine beta-monooxygenase activity; copper ion binding
Source: RefSeq, a predicted model, not a curated record